ACAGGCUGCACGCAGCCAGCGAGGAAUGAGGAAAACAUCGUGUCUGCCUGCCCGAAAGCUGUCACAUGGGGCCGAGGAGGGGUAGUACAAAAAAUCGCUUCCUGAAAUGAUCCUCACCACUGGCUGUGCAUGUUCUUUUCUCUCAAACGUAACAUCGCAUCGCGUUUAAUUUCCUGUCUGGAGCUGCUUUGGUGUCGGUGCCGAUGAUGAUCAGUAAGGUAAAAAACGCCAUGUCCAGCCUGGUGGGAGGCAUGAUGCCGCACGGACACCACCACAACCAUCACCCAGGUGGCGGGCAGCCCGGCGGACCGGACAGCCUGCCGCCGCGCUUCCCCUACGGCCGACCGGAUUUCUUGGACCUCACCCCGGAGCUCCUGCAGUACUCCACGGAGCACGCUUCACGGCCGGUGCUCACGUUAAAGAGAGACAGCAGGCUUCCCUGGAGGUCGGGAUACGCAGAGGUGAUCAAUGCGGGGAAGAGCAUGCUGAACGAGGACCAGGGCUGUUGUGAGAAGCUGUUUGUGAAGAAGCCGAGUGGCAAAAACCGCAACUCCUCCCUGCUGGAGGACAACGGGGAUGGUACAGGAAUCCCUAUGCACUACUUCGGCGUUUUUGAUGGACAUGCAGGUUCUGGAGCCGCCAUCAUGGCCUCCAAGCUUCUUCACCGCCUCAUCAGAGACCGUUUGGGAGAAAUCUGCCACCUGCUGGAGAAUCCCACCAGUGCACCUCCUAUCUGCCUGGCCAAGAACGGCAACCCGUACCAGGCAGACUCAAAGAAGGGGGCGGCGCAGGAUGCAGAAGACCCCGAUGCUGUCACCGACUCGUCAAUACGCUUUCACAUGGAGAAGGUUGUCAGCUUGGAGAGCCUGGUCAUGGGAGUCAUAGAGACCGCCUUCUCACAGAUGGAUGACCUAAUUGAAAAGGAAAAAGCAUCAUAUGCCAUCUCUGGUGGGUGUUGUGCCUUAGCUGCCAUUAAUUUAAUGGGGAAGCUCUACGUAGCCAAUGCUGGAGAUAGCAGGGCCAUAAUCAUACGAAAUAAUGAAGUUAUUCCCAUGACAAAUGAAUUCACACCUGAGUCAGAGAGACAGCGGCUACAGUAUCUGGGCUUCCUGAGGCCAGAGCUCCUGGGUAAUGAGUUCACUCACAUUGAGUUCCCGCGUAGGAUCCAGCACAGUGAGCUGGGCAAAAAGAUGCUCUACAGAGACCACACCAUGACUGGCUGGGCCUAUAAGACGAUAGUUGAAGAUGAUCUGAAAUUCCCCUGAUUAUGGAGAGGGUAAAAAGCACGUGUCAUGGCCACCAUAGGAGUGACCCGUGGGCUGGGAGAUCAUGAGCUGAAGGUUUACAACUCCAACAUUUACAUCAAGCCCUUCCUGUCCUGCGUCCCUGAGGUGAAGGUUUAUAAUAUGGAUGAAAACAAACACGGCCCAAACGACGUCUUAGUCAUGGGCACAGAUGGAUUGUGGGACGUCACCACGGACAGGGAAGUGGCAGAUGCUGUGUCAGCCUACUUAUCCUGCUGUGACCCCUCUGAUCCCAUGAGGUACACCCUGGCAGCCCAGGACCUGUUGAUGAGGUCUCGAGGCGUCCUGAAGGAGCGCGGCUGGCGGCUUCCCAACGAAAGACUGGGCUCAGGCGAUGACAUCACUGUGUUCGUCAUCCCACUGGCUGGGCCGGGGACAGAGACAUGACACUGUGUUGAAGCCACCGCUAUAACAGGGACGGCGUUUCAGGGUCCUUCCCACAGUCCCUCCAAACUCCCUCAACCCUGGACCUGAUAGCGCGGUGGGAGAAAAAAAAAAAACCUUUGUCAAAGGGAAGACUUGGGUCAAAGCACCUUCAUCAUCCCAGACUGGACCCACUUCAACCCAACCCAGGAUCCCAUAUCGUUUCAUGUGACAAAAAGAUUUCCAGUGACAUCAUAAGAGAAGUCGCACUCUUCCUCCCAGACCUGCUGUUUGUGACGGUUGCCAGUGAGAAUUAAACCCAUGUAGUGUUUUUGUUUCCUGUUUAUGUUUGAGACUGGACCGCUACUCAAUCCUUUUAAUGGAUUGUUCAUUUUCAUGUCAUGCCGUGAAUGGCCCUUUUGUAAAAAAAAAAAAAGAACAAAAAAAGGCUCCCGCAGUUUCACAAUCAAAUAUUUUAAAGGGUGUUGCAGUAGACCGGAUUGCAGUAAAGAAUGUGAGGAAACCAAAGAGAUGCUGUUGUGGCAUAUGGAUGGUAAUCUGUAAAAAAAAAAAAAAAAAAAGAAGAUAAACAAAAGCAUAUCAUUAGAUUCAUGUCUGUACAUACAAUAAGCAUGUAGGGAGUAAACAAAAAGGAAUGGACCUUUUUUAGCUCUGGACUCAAUCAGUUGAGUCUGCAUUGCUUUACUUCCUGUGUUAACGAUGAAUGAAUGACGACACCUUAGGCACUUGGAGACGGUUACACAUGCUCUGUGGUUAGCCUUUGAUUUGUAAUAUCUGUUCAUUGAAUGUGCUCAUACAUUUGUUUUAUUUUUGACUUUACAAUAAAGUGUUGCACUUGUGUUAUGUAAAAAAAUAUAUAUGAGAAAGGAUCAUAUUGUUUGAUUUAACUACGUUUUUAUUUUUCAUCCUUAAGAGGAGUCAAAAAUCUGUUCUCUGUAAAUGUCUUGGUAUAGUAAGAUGUGAUAAAUGUCACACAUAUGCCUUAUUUAGAGAUUUUACUUUCUUCAAAUGCACUAAAUUUGAUCCUUGUAGAAGUGUCAAGGAACAUUAUAGGCCCUUAAAUGUACCGUAUACCUCUUUUGUACCAUUUUUGUUAUGUCAUGUUAUUUAGAUUAUCCUUAUAUUUACAACUUUGGCUAUAAGUCGUAUGGCCGUAUCAGAUGUUGUAUUUAUAUGUUUCUAUCCAUUAACUAUUUGUUUAGAGAGAUGAUGUGCCCUAGGGAGAGGGAUAAUAUGUACCAGCUUAAAAAAUAAAAUCAGAUUUUUCCCAUUU
Messenger RNA from Trematomus bernacchii (emerald rockcod), 2961 nucleotides. RefSeq names its product protein phosphatase, Mg2+/Mn2+ dependent, 1J (gene ppm1j). Lineage: Eukaryota; Metazoa; Chordata; Actinopteri; Perciformes; Nototheniidae. Gene Ontology annotation, biological process: protein dephosphorylation. The record is from RefSeq and is a predicted model, not a curated record. Gene Ontology annotation, molecular function: protein serine/threonine phosphatase activity; cation binding.